AUGUACGUGAUUUCCAUCUUGUUAGCCACGUUAAUAACAAUACCAUUGGUACUUAAAAUCAUCUUCCCUUAUUUUUGGAAAGAUGUGUUUUAUGCUGUGGAGCUAUUAAGGAUUUCUGUGACGUUUUUCUCCCGGCGGAGAAGGAAACCCUCAUUCUUUGUGUUGGACCGUUUCUUGGAGCAGGCUGCUGCGCAUCCCGAUAGAUUGUUCAUUGUGUCUGAAAAUGAACACUACUCGUACCGGGACUCAGACAAAAGGAGUAACAAAAUCGCCAACGCUCUUUUAAAGUCCCAUUCUGAGUACAAACCAGGGGACACCGUUGCACUUUUCAUGGGGAACCAACCCGCGUUUUUGUUUACCUGGCUGGCCUUGGCUAAAUUGGGAUCCCCCGUGGCGCUUCUCAAUUACAAUAUCCGCUCCAAAUCUCUUUUACAUUGUUUCAAUUGCUGCAACGCCACGGUUCUGAUUGCAGCCGCAGAGCUGAAGGAGGCAGUGGAGGAUGUGCUCCCAUCACUUCGAGAGCAGGGUGUUAAUGUAUACUUGAUGUCCAAUGAAUCUGACAGCGCCGGAAUAGAGAGCCUCUCCGAUAAAGUGGAGGAAGCCUCAGAUUCUUCACCGCCACGAUCUCUCAGAUCACGCAUCACGCUUAAAAGCCCUGCUGUUUAUAUUUACACCUCAGGAACCACAGGUCUCCCUAAGGCUGCUGUGGUCAACCAGAACCGUCUUCUUACGGCUCUGUCUGUUCUUUCAUGCAACGGCGUCACCCACGGUGACGUCAUUUACGUCAACUUGCCUCUCUAUCACACGGCUGGAUUUGUUAUUGGCUUCAUUGGCUCCAUUGAGACAGGCUCGACUAUCGUUCUGAAAAGGAAGUUCUCUGCCUCGCAGUUCUGGGAUGACUGCAGGAAAUAUGAUAUCACUGUUGUCCAGUAUAUAGGAGAGGUGUUACGCUACCUCUGCAACACACCCAAGAAAGAAAAUGACAAGGACCACAAGGUGAGACUAGCCAUCGGCAAUGGCGUAAGAGCGGAGGUGUGGAGGGAGUUCCUCAGUCGCUUUGGGAGCAUUGAGGUCCGAGAGUUUUAUGCCUCCACUGAGGGAAAUGUGGGAUUUGUCAACUACACAGCGAAAAUUGGAGCGGUUGGACGUGUCAACUUUUUACAUCGGAAGCUGUUUCCCUAUACUCUGAUUAAGUAUGACACACAGAGAGAUGAACCAGUCAGAGAUGCAAGAGGCCUCUGCAUUGAAUCACCCAGAGGUGAGACGGGGUUGUUGGUAUCGAAGAUCACAGACGUGGCUCCUUUCGUCGGCUAUGCUAAAAAUGAACAGCAAACCGAGAAGAAGAGACUUCGUGAUGUUCUCAAGAAAGGAGAUUUGUACUUCAACAGUGGAGACCUGCUGAGGAUCGACGAAGAUAACUUCAUUCACUUCCAGGACCGCGUAGGCGACACAUUUAGGUGGAAAGGUGAGAAUGUUGCUACAACAGAAGUGGCUGAUAUCCUCAACAUUGUUGAUUGGGUCAAAGAAGCGAGUGUUUAUGGAGUCCAAGUACCAGGACAUGAAGGGCGGAUAGGGAUGGCUGCUCUCACUGUGAAGGAAGGAAUCCUGUUUAAUGGAAGAAAAAUGUAUCACCAUGUUGUUAGCUACCUGCCCUCAUAUGCCCGGCCUCGUUUUAUACGGAUACAGAAUGCGGUGGAAGUGACAGGGACCUUCAAGCAGAUGAAGGGGAAGUUGGUGAAGGAGGGCUUCAACCCAGAUUUGAUCCAGGACCCUCUGUACAUUCUUGAUGACCAGGAAAAGAGCUACGCACCACUGACAGACCAGAUCUACAGCUCCGUCGCAUCUGGAAGCAUGAAACUAUGAUGACAAGGCUUUCCUUUGACAUUCCCCAGCUACUCAUUGGCCUAUCAAUCCAGCUAUGUAGGCAGAUGUACAUGUAGACUGCUAUGUUAGAUAGGUGGACAUCCAGCUCAGGAAUUUCACUUUCAUAGUACCAUACACAUUAUCAGUUUUAGUGCAACUUUAGUAAAAUUAAGAGUUUAUCCCUUAUUGACCUUAGCGUUAUGACAUAGCAACUUAAGGGGAAUCACUUUGAAGACCACAUGGGUUGGACUUUGCACAGGAUAAUGUCUUAAAUGUGUGCUUUGGAAAACUGAAUGACUUGCAAAGUAUGAACGAAAGGAAAGAAUAACUAUUUUUAAGAGCCAGUGAAAAUUCUUUAGUGAGAGACUAACUGUAAUUCAUAUCAAUGUGUCAGUGUACUGCAAAUGUAAUUUUCAUUUGUGUUUUUAAUUUUCCAAUCGCAUAUACAUUAAAGUGUGAUGCAAAAUGUAAAUAUUCAACUUAUGAGCUGCAGUUUCAAUGGGAGAAGAAGCCUCAGAUAUAAGGGUCCCUGUUUAAAACCACAAGGUGGGGACAAAUGCACACAAUUUUUUUUUUUAAAUCAGCUUUGAAAAAGCUACCAGUUUUGU
Molecule: messenger RNA, 2471 nt
Organism: Lampris incognitus (smalleye Pacific opah)
Lineage: Eukaryota; Metazoa; Chordata; Actinopteri; Lampriformes; Lampridae
Exons: 10
Coding region: 1-1863 (620 amino acids)
Molecular function (GO): long-chain fatty acid transmembrane transporter activity; long-chain fatty acid-CoA ligase activity
Source: RefSeq, a predicted model, not a curated record